AUCUCCAGCCUUUCUUGCAGCAGCCAAAAAUACAAGUGGUUCGCAUAUCCUUUCCUUCUGCACUUAGCUGUGCCAAAGCUGUUCUUCAGGUCACUGCGCACUUGUGUAUCGUUCCCUCUGCUUCAAAUGGCUCCUCCAAAGAUGUAUGAUCUCCACGCCGAUCGCGGUCCGAUUCUAUAUGCCAGUGUUUGGUCGGUCGCGCUCGUCGCCAUCCUCACUCUUGUUGGCCGUUUCGCUUCCAGGAAGAUGAAGGGCCAGAGAUGGCUCGCUGACGACUGGGCUGCGCUUGUUGCUCUGAUACUGGCGCUUGGGUGUUGCAUAUGCGCGACUCUUUCGGUGAAGUACGGCAUAGGCCGACAUUGGGACGCAAUCAAGGACGGAUUUUCCCCGGUUCCUUUCUGGAAACUGCUAUUCGCGUUCAACCAAAUCUAUGUCAUGACCGGCCCUGUCAACAAAGUGGCAAUGCUGCUUAUGUACCGCCGCAUAUUCAUUACACCCUUCUUUCGCAACGUUGUAACGUGGGGACUGUGGAUUAACUUGGCCUGGUGGAUCGCUAUGUGCGUUUCGGGAAUCUUAACUUGCAUUCCCGUACAGGCGUACUGGUACACGGACACACCGGGCAAGAAGUGCUUUGAUCUCCUGCCUUACGAUCUCGGAUACGCGGUCGUGAACAUAUCACUCGAUGUCUUCAUCUUGGUUCUUCCCAUUCGCGAGAUCUGGAAACUACAGCUCAACAGAAGUCAGAAGAUAGCGCUGAGCUUGAUGUUCCUGAUAGGAGCUUUUGCGUGCGUGACAGCUCUCAUCCGCCUUCUAUCCGCGAUUCUCUACCUAUCUGACCCUGACUUCACCUGGGUGUAUUUGGACGCUUUGAUCUGGACAGCCGUCGAGCCUCUCGUAGCAGUCAUCUGCAUUUGUCUUCCAAUGCUGCGACCCAUUCUAUCAUCCAUUCUUCCCCGUCAAUUCCGAUUGACCUCCAAUUCGAAGACAGGACAGAGCAGUACUUCGAAGCAACAAAACACUCUCGUCACGAUUGGAUCGCAUACGAAGUCAAGGCGCAUCAACAAGCUGGGCAUGGGAUACACAGAGUUUGAUGAAGCAGAGGAAGGAUCACAGAAAGGGCUCAAUACUGGUGGCCAAGAUCUGACAUUCGCGGAGGAUCAUCCGGGGUAUGCAAAUGGUAUUGUAGUUCGGCAAAGCAUUGAGCUGUCUCACUAUCCUGCGUAG
Periconia digitata is the source of this 1224-nucleotide messenger RNA. NCBI's taxonomy places the organism in Eukaryota, Fungi, Ascomycota, Dothideomycetes, Pleosporales, Periconiaceae. The record is from the annotation of a GenBank genome assembly.